UACACCAAUUCUUGAUACAUUUCUAAAAAGGGAUUUUCCUAGGGUUUUACCAAUUUGACAUCUCCCUCUUCUUCGGACCAAACCAUUUCUCAUUCUACAAUUCAAGCCCUAAAUUCAUCAAGGGUUUUGUUUUCUAUAUAUCGAUUCGGGAAUUUGAGUUCAUGGUACAACGGAUGAAGCGAUCAGACAUUGAUUUCAGGGGAGCUGUAACAUUUUCCGUCGGAGUCUCGCCUAAGCAGGAGAUCGAAGAUUCAUUGGAAGAUCGGUAUGGGCCACUCAACAAGCGAUCCAAGUCGUCUUCUUUUUCUUCUGAUCAGAUGAAAAUGCCGGUUAAUGAGCCCUCACCUUCACAAUACAACCCGCUUGAUGAACCAAGUCCAUUAGGAUUGCGACUGAGGAAAACCCCUUCAUUGUUAGAUUUGAUACAAAUGAGGCUCUCCCAAGGCAAUGUUUCUACUCCCGCUGCUGCUGCUGCUCCAUCAAGUCAAAACAAGGCAUCUAUAAUAAAGAAGGAUGUCAAAGGCGCGAAUGCAACUGGUUCCUUAGACAAGCAAAAGGCCUCAAAUUUCCCUGCUUUACUGCUGAGAAUUGGAAGCUGGGAGUAUUCUUCAAAAUUUGAAGGUGAUUUAGUUGCAAAAUGUUAUUUCGCAAAGAAUAAGCUUGUGUGGGAGAUCCUUGACGAUGGUCUCAAGAGUAAGAUAGAGAUCCAGUGGUCGAACAUUCUGGAUUUGAAAGCACAUUGCCCUGAUAAGGGUCCUGGUUCCUUGACUGUUGUGCUGGCUAGGCAACCACUAUUCUUCAAGGAGAGCAAUCCACAGCCUAGAAAGCACACCUUAUGGCAAACAACAACAGAUUUUACCGAUGGGCAGGCUAGUUCUCACAGGCAACAUUUUCUGCAGUUCUCUACUGGAGUACUAAACAAACAUUACGAAAAGUUGAUAAAAUAUGACGCACAGUUGGACCUUUUGAGCCGGAAGCUAGAUAUUAUUAUAGAAUCGCCAUUAUUUGAAAAACAAACUAGUUGUGCAGUGGUGAGUCUAGAUGGAUCAGAUACUUCCAGCAUUCAGAAGACGGAAGCUACUGAAGAUUCGUCUAGCUCUUGUUUACAUGAUACUGCAUCAGGAUCUACUGAAUCAUUAUCCUUUAAAACUGACGAACCAAAUUCUUCUGGGAUUGUGGUGUCUGCGGAAAAUUACUCUCCCAUUUUAGGGAAUGCAACCCAAGGGCAACAGCAAGACUCUUCUGCAGUGGAUGUCUCGGACUGGGAUAAAUUGAAAGGCAUAGGAGUCCAUCGAUCAAUGUCCAUAACGGAUCUAGUGAACCACAUUGGACAUAAGAUCUCUGAAAAGAGGGUUUCAUCAGGAAACCCCAUGGACUCGAAGAAGGAAGUUGAAUGUGAUAACAUUCUGGAGAACCUCACUCAGAUCCUAAUGAGCGACACACAUUCCAUAGCACCUUCUGAUGAGAAAACCCUAAUGUCAAGGAUCAAUUCAUUUUGUUGUCUCUUGGAUGAUGACCCGCCUAAUGUUCCCAAGCCUCAAGAACAGGCAACUCAGCAACUUGAGGGCGGUUUGCCCACUGAUGUUGCUGAAAACAAACAGGCACCAGGUAUGUCCAGGAGGGACUCAUACGGCGAUCUGGUUUUUAACCUUCCUAGGAUAUCAUCUCUCCCUAAGUUCUUGUUCAAUAUAUUUGAAAGUGAUGAUGAGGACAACAGUUUAUGGUAGAUUGGAAGUCUAGUGUGGGUAGGAGAGGCUUAAACUGAGAAAAUUAUGGUGUAUUUAUUUUAUUUUAUUCCUUUCUUCUUGGUUUGGAUUUGAUGAUAAGAUAUUCUUUUGGUCAUGGGGGAGUUCUAGGAUUAACAUAACAAAUUGUGAAUUCCUUUAGUUGAAAAAGUCUUACUUUUCAGUAUGUUGAUUUUGCUGGUUUUCUC
This is a messenger RNA of Impatiens glandulifera, 1933 nucleotides long. RefSeq lists its product as uncharacterized. The transcript is spliced from 6 exons. Bases 162 to 1727 code for a protein of 521 amino acids. NCBI's taxonomy places the organism in Eukaryota, Viridiplantae, Streptophyta, Magnoliopsida, Ericales, Balsaminaceae. The record is from RefSeq and is a predicted model, not a curated record.